AUGUCGAAAGGACCAGCCAUUGGGAUCGAUCUUGGUACCACGUACUCCUGUGUUGGAGUUUUUCAACAUGGAAAAGUGGAAAUCAUCGCGAACGAUCAAGGAAACCGAACAACACCGAGUUAUGUGGCCUUCACGGAAACCGAACGAUUGAUCGGGGAUCCUGCGAAAAAUCAAGUCGCUAUGAAUCCAACUAAUACGAUUUUUGGUAAGCUUUGAAGGAAUUGUGUGAGCUUUGAACGUAUCGGUUGUAAUUGUAGCGGUUUUUGCUAUUUACAGAUGCGAAGCGUCUCAUCGGACGAAGAUUUGAUGAUCCCGCUGUCCAAUCCGACAUGACACACUGGCCAUUUCAGGUAGGAUUCUGGUGGAUUUUUUAAAUUUGAAAAGAAGGGGAACCAGUAGACGAUAGCUCAGAAAGCUGGUGGCUAAUUAGAUUUUUCGCACAUAUUGUAGAGAGUUGUACAAUGCCAUGUUUUUGGAUGUUACUGUUAGCUAACUAUUGUAAACAGGAAGGCAAGGGUUAAUUUAAUUGUCUCUAUGUAGACGCUUUUGUGAGCAGUUUUCAAGAAGAAAAAGUUUCUUUUUCGGAUAGGUGGUCAACGAGUCUGGCAGACCUAAGAUACGUGUGGAAUACAAGGGAGAAACCAAAACAUUCUAUGCGGAAGAGGUAGGCUUAAGUACAUUGUACGGAUAAAUUGAUUUUCUGUUAAAGGUUAUUAUAUUGUUUCGCAAAUAUUUAGUCAAUUAUGCAUGAUCAGCGAAUUUUCUGGAAUUUUCCCAGUUUCUUAUAGAAGAAUUUAAUCCCGUUUAAAAUCUCAGGGAUAGAGUACAGAUUUUUUCAAGUCAAGUUGUGAUGUGGAAAGUGAAAGUGAAAGAGCCCCUAAAGUACCCCUGCUGUUCUAGAGAUUUAAGCGUUAGGACAGAAAAAAAAAGUGUUAUGUGCUAACUAUUUCUGCAUGUAUGAGUAUGUUGCACUUAAAUGUUUUCCCUCCAGGUAAAAUUGCAAAACUUAGAUCCCACGAAAGAUUGUGCUGCAAGGAUAAACCAGGCUGAAUUAUAGAAAUGAUUUGACAAAAGUGUCCAUUAUUUUCCACUGACAGAUUUCCUCCAUGGUGUUAACAAAAAUGAAAGAAACAGCAGAAGCUUACCUUGGUAAAACCAUCACCGAUGCCGUCAUUACAGUGCCUGCAUAUUUUAAUGACUCCCAGCGUCAGGCCACCAAAGAUGCUGGUAAGUAAGCCCUAGUAUUAAAGUACAUAUUCUCAUAACUGAUCUUUAUACAAUUGCUUUAAGACUAAGGAGAAGAAUCUGUUGACAAAUCAGAAAAUUUGAUCAUGGACAGUAUCCCAAUUUUCUUUAAUUUCUGGUAGUCCUCCUAAACAGUGCAACCUCUGUGAAAAUAUCUCGCAGUUCUCCCUCCUCCUCCUUUACAAUGUUGACACUAGGAAAAAUUUGGGAGGGGGGUGGAAGGAGUUGGGCAUGUGGGAAUUAAAGAAAGUCCCACGAAUGCAAAUGUGUCCCAAGACUAUUGUCCAUGAUUGUAGUCAUUCUAAUUUUAGGCUCAAAAGUGCCCAAAAAAUCUGGUUUUGUCAUGCCAUAGUAAAACAUGUCCAACUUGGCUCAAAACUGUGUUUCAAACCCUUCUAACCUAGCUUGUAAAGGAUUCAAAACAAUUCUGUAAAGGGUUUGCAAAGAGUUUGCCAAAUUCUUCAAAAGGGUUUGUAAAGGGUUUCAACCCUCUCAAAGGGCACCUCAAACGCCCCAAAUCAGCAUGCAAAGAAAGUAGUGUCCAAUAGCCCGGGGCUAGUGAAUUCUCUUCUUAACUUGCCCGUGAAGUUUUUUGAGGAAUUCAAAUCACUUAGCAACUGUGUAGUCAAUCCUCCUUAUCAAAACAUUUUUGGGGCUAGUUGAAAUGAAUUUUGGGCUAGUACAUGCUAGCUACAGCUUGCUUGAAUGGCAAGCUGUAAAACUGACUUUCUUUGCACCCUGAAAAUGCUUUUUUUAAAAAAAUGUGUUUUGAUAUGGAGGUCAUGUAAAGCAUUUUUCUCUGUAGGUGUAAUUGCUGGUCUCAAUGUCCUGCGUAUCAUCAAUGAGCCAACGGCGGCUGCUAUAGCCUAUGGCCUUGACAAGAAAGUUGGAGCUGAGCGAAAUGUCCUGAUCUUUGAUCUGGGAGGGGGAACAUUUGAUGUUUCUAUUUUGAGCAUCGAAGAAGGAAUCUUUGAAGUCAAGUCAACAGCAGGGGACACCCACUUGGGAGGCGAAGACUUUGACAACAAGGUCGUCGACCACUUUGUGGAAGAAUUCAAAAGGAAGUACAAGAAAGACCUGACCACUAACAAACGUGCGCUGCGACGCUUGCGCACUGCAUGUGAACGGGCCAAAAGGACCCUGUCUUCUAGCACACAAAGCAGCAUCGAGAUUGACUCCCUGUUUGAGGGAAUAGACUUCUACACUACACUCACCAGAGCCAAGUUUGAAUCUUUAAAUGCAAAAUACUUUGAAGAAACACUGAAGCCAGUUGAGAAGGCACUGCGUGAUGCUGGUCUCUCCAAGCCUCAGAUUCAUGAAGUAGUGCUGGUUGGCGGCUCCACUCGCAUCCCGAAGAUUCAGGACCACCUCUCCAAAUUUUUCGAUAAUAGGGAGCUCAACAAGAGCAUCAACCCAGAUGAAGCUGUAGCCUACGGAGCGGCAGUACAAGCUGCUAUCCUGAGUGGUGAUAAGAGCAGCGAAGUCCAGGACCUGUUGCUUUUAGAUGUCACCCCCCUGUCGCUGGGAAUAGAGACGGCUGGUGGUGUCAUGACAACACUCAUUAAGCGCAACACAACAAUACCCACGAAACAGACACAGAGCUUUACCACUUAUUCAGACAACCAGACCAGUGUGCUUAUCCAGGUAAUUGAGCCCUUUUUUGAUUAAAAAAACAAAACAAAUUAAAAACCUGAUGACGAUAUCACUAGUUUUGAGAAAUAUGUCUGACAACUAUCAAAACUAUCAUCUUCUGUAAGAAAUUUGGCUAUAUCUUAACCCUUUAAGUCUCAAUAGUGACCAACAUCAAUAUUCUCCUAACAAUAUCCAUACAUUAUCAAGACAUUAGGUUAUGAGAACUAAGAAAAUGAUCACCUAAGAGAAAAUGCUUAGAUCUAUUAUCAAAUUCUCUCAACUCAUUCUUUAGGGAAAUUUAUGGAGAUCAGUUAGAAGAAUUUGUAUGUGGAUAUUGGAACUUAAAGGGUUAAGGUUGAAACACACCAUUCGACAUGAAGUUGGUGGCAAAUCACUCCUUAUGCACGGGUCAGGCGACAAGUGGCAGUGGCAAAUUGCUUUGUGUAGAGAAGAAUUUUUGUGCAAAUCUUUUUAUCCAUGACAAAAUUCUGUCGUGGAGACUUAAGAGUUGAACAAAACUUCUCUAGUACAAACAAAGCAAUAUGUCGAUAUGACGUUACGACCUGCAAAAUUUUAUUUGUUAAUUCUUGACCAUUUCUAGCCCAAUGAAUUUUGUCAAGAUUUUUUGUAAUUUUGAUAUAUUUACAGAGUAAUUCUACCCCAAAACAUUUCUCAUGUAGAGGGGGUCAUCAAAUCCUACCAUGCCCUUCUACCCCGUAAAAAACUUUUUAAAUGUUCCCUUAUGCAGGGCUUCUGAUAGGUCGUGGAAGAAAAACUCAAAUUUCGCGGGAUUUUUAGGGACAAAUUCGUGGAAAAAUCGGCCAAUUUCCUGGGAGUUUUCAGGGCAAACUUCACCGGGAUUUUGCAGAUUUACCUGAAUUUCGUGGCUCCGUGACCACGCAAAACAUCAGAAGCCCUGCUUAUGGUAGAAGUGGGACAGAGACAUCAUGAUAGGUGCUCCAUGCCUUCUUUUUUAAUACUAAUGAUGGAUGAAAUAAUUAGCAUAACCAUGGUCAUAAGGGAAGGCUUUGCUCCAAGAAAAAUUGAAAGUAGCCCAUUCCUCUGAACUGGUGAAAUCCAGGGCGCCCGGCAUAUGAUUUGUAUAAAAAACACUAAGAGUUUCUAGUCGCCCAGGAGCAAAAGCUGGGUGCCAAAGGCCAACAGGCUCUGCUAGGAGCACAGCCUUGUAAGGUGGAGAAGGCCUAAAGGCUGGUUUUCACUGGCGUCGGAGUCAUAAUUGGAAGCAUAGAACUUUAUGAUGUAGUGAAAACAGUGUUCUGAUUCAUCUAAUUCUGUUUAUGACUCUGUCGCUUACGAUCAAGUGAAAACUGGCUUUUCUGAGGCAUAAGCAGAAGCAGAGGAACCUAAAGCAAUCUCAAAGCGUGGGAAUGUGCAUUGUGAUUGGUUUAUCCUUCUACUUCUGCUUCCAACGUUGACAAUCUGGUUUUCACUAGAUUACAAGUGGAACACAAGCGAUAGGGUUGUAAGCGGAGUUGGAAAAAAAAUGGAAACGCUCUGAUUCUUCUGACUCCGUUUCCAUCGUGCUUAUGACUCUGCUUUUGACUCUGACUCCGUCGCUAGUUGAAACCAGCCUUAAUAUUAUGUUUAUUAUAAAAAUGUUAAUUUUUUUUAGGUAUUUGAAGGGGAGAGAGGCAUGACAUCUGGCAACAACCUCCUUGGAAAGUUUGAGCUGUCUGGGAUCCCCCCUGCUCCGCGGGGUGUUCCACAAAUUGAAAUCACCUACGACAUUGAUGCAAAUGGCAUCUUAAAUGUGUCGGCUGUAGACAAGAGUACAGGACGUGAAAACAAGAUCACCAUUACUAAUGACAAGGGCCGCCUGUCCAAGGACGAUAUUGAUCGGAUGGUCCGAGAGGCAGAGAAGUACAAGGCUGAAGAUGAUUUACAGAGAGACAAAAUCCAGGCUAAGAACUCGCUUGAAAGUUAUGCAUACCACAUGAAGAGCACAGUAGAGGAUGACAAGGUUAAUCAUAAUUCUGUAGUAAAUUAUAAAUAAUCGUUCCUUUUAUCAUUUGGAUCCCAGUGGGUAAAUUUAUUCUAGAGAGAGACCUUAAUGGGGGAACUUGUUUAGUUUUUCCUGAAACAAACUGAAUGAUAAUUUUGCAAAUGUUGCAUGUAAAAGAUGAUAGUUGAUUGACACCAAGCUUUACUCUAGUCAGACUCUAUUUGUGGGAAAUAACUUAUUCUAUGUACAGUGUAUUCCCUUAUUCCAGUUUCUAAGCAAAUCUCACAGACACUGCUAUAGGAUUCACCGGGUGCGUUUCAGUGGGAUGAUCCACAUUGGGAUCAGUAAUCCGCGAUCACUCGGAUCAUAGCACGUCAAAGGAACUAAUGAAUCCACCAUUAGAAAGGAUUCAUCAGUUCAUACGAUGUACCUUGAUCUGAGUGAUCUCGUAUCACUGACCCUGAUCCAGAUCAUCCCACAAGAACGCACCCACAGAGUGCAUCAUUCACAUGAUUUCCAAGACAUUGAAUCCUUGCCAGGACAAAAAACUUCUCAUUCUAUGAAUGCUGUUUGUUGGCUUUUGUAAAAAGGUGUUUACUUUUUACUCCACAGGUGAAAGAUAAGAUCUCAGAAUCUGACCGAGACACGAUUGUUGAGAAAUGCAAGGAAGCCCUCAGCUGGCUGGAGGAGAAUCCAGAAGCAAGUAAAGAUGAAUAUGAGCGAAAACAGAAGGAACUAGAGGGUGUCUGUAAUCCUGUAAUUACAAAGCUAUACCAGGGUGCUGGUGGUGGUGCUUCUCCACCCCCUGGGGCAGGAGGCUUUUCCCAAGGGGGUGGGGCUGAUUCCUCUCAGUCUGGUGGACCUACCAUCGAAGAAGUUGACUAAAAAUUUCUUUAAUCAGAGUUCUGGAGUGUAGCUACUAGGCUACGUUGAGUGUUGUGCUUUCAUGUGCAGUUUAUGCCAUCUUAGCUUACCAUGAAGAUAGUAAUUUCAUAGUUCAAGAUGUCUUGAAUUUGGUAUUACAUUUUUGUAGUGUUGGUGACUUGUGGUUUUUCAAAGGGUACUUUACCCAUCUCUCCACCUCAUCCAAGGCACUUCUUUUGCUUGUUUUGGAAAUUCAGUUGUUACUGAUCCCUUCAGUAAUUGUAAUUACAGUAGUGCAAAGAAUUCAUCCAGGGCCGGCAACAUUAAUUGGCUAAUCACAGAUCACAUUGAUUGCAAAGGAGUCUUAACUUGGUUAUUUAUUAGUCAAUUAAUAGGAAUAUCUCUUUGAAAGUUAAAGUGGUGGUGGUCCUGUUUGAGUUUGUUAUGCUGUACAAACUAUUUAAACCUUUAUUGCUAGCCUUAACCCUUUAAGCCCCAAUAUCCACAUACAAAUUCUCCAAACUGAUCUCUAUACAUGUCCUUCAUGGAUGAGUUGGGAGAAUUUGAUAAAAGAUGAAAGCAUUGUCCCUUUGGUGAUCAUUUUAUUAAUUCUCAUAACCUAAUCUCUUGACGUUGUAUGGAUAUCGUUAGGAGAAAAUUGUUGUUGGUCACUAUUGGGACUUAAAGGGUUAAUACCAGUGUGUGUAUUCCUUGUGUGAUGCUCCUAAGGGCCACUGGCAUUUUGUAAUCAGGAUCUUAUUCUAGUAAGGAAACCCCCGUUCUGAUGCCACUGAGUGCAGGACUGUUAGUGUUCUUUUGCCCAAAUACUCUUGUCUCUAGGCAAUUCUUAAUGUUUGCUCAAAACUAGUGCUGGGCAGCCCUAGUCUACCUCAAAGACAUGAUCUAACCCUUGUUAGAGACAUCUGUGAAGCAACACUGAGACCUUGUUUUGUCAGUAUUGCAGGCUAGACAGCCGUGGAUUUCAAAUUUUCAGAGCUUUUGUACUCCCUAAAUUUUUUUUUACAGCACAGCCUGAACUGCAAGGCUAAAUAAUUAAUAUCCUUUAUUCUUGUCACUGUUUAUGUUUGACAGAGCAGGGUUAUUUUACCUUAAAGAAGGAGUAAGAUUCUGUUCAAUCAAAGUGUGUAAAGGUUUUGGUAAAUGAAUAGCCACAUUUAAGGUCCUUAAACAACAGAAAGCAAGUUAGUGUAUUGUCUUAACAUGUUCAUGUAAGGUGAAUAUUGUAACACUCUUAGAGAAUCUUAUAUAAUAAAUUUGUUCUUCCAAAAAUGGGGUGUCUUGGGUUGUUGUCAUUUUUGUAUCCUGUCAAUUCAUACAAGUGUUUUAAAUUCAUACCGUAUUUUAAUAUUUUCUCAUUCAAAUUUUCUAACACAUCUGUAGUUUGUGCAAGUUUUUCGCUGGACACCUUUGUCAACACACUGCUUUCUCAAGUUCUGGCGUAAUGCUAGUAACUAAGUAGGAACAAGGUCGAGACUUUGUACCCAGUCAGUAAACGGGGGCACCAAGAUUGGUUACCAGCUAGUGCUCAAACAAUUUAAAGUCUUUUACUUCCUUUGUUGUCUUUCACUUUGCUGCUACCUUUUCGACUUCCUCCCUCAUUAUCAAUUUUAGGUCCUGCCUUGUAGACAAGUGAAAGGCAACUGAGAAUCUGCUUCUAUUUUAAGGUGCUCCUUUGGGAACCUCAACCCUUUUAUCCCCAGAAGAAAACAAGGUCAAAAUUCAAGGAAGAUCUUUCAUAUCGUUUAAUAGUUAAUGAAAUGAAAAUUACCGGUAAACAGUACCACAUGAAAUUAGGCACAUAACUAAGUGGUGGUCCUGUUUGAGUUUGUUAUGCUGUACAAACUAUUUAAACCUUUAUUGCUAGCCUUAACCCUUUAAGCCCCAAUAUCCACAUACAAAUUCUCCAAACAGAUCUCUACACAUGUCCUUCAUGGAUGAGUUGAGAGAAUUUGAUAAAAGAUGAAAGCAUUUUCCCUCUGGUGAUCAUUUGAUUAAUUCUUAUAACCUAAUCUCUUGACGUUGUAUGGAUAUUGGUAGGAGAAAAUUGAUGUUGGUCACUAUUGGGACUUAAAGGGUUAAUACCAGUGUGUGUAUUCUCUGUGUGUACCAGUGUGGUGUUCCUAAGGACCAUAAGGAUCUUAAUCUAGUAAGGAAAACCUCUUUGUAGAGCCCUGUUGGUGAUGCCACUCAGUGCAGGAAUGUUAGUGUUCUUUUGCCCAAAUACUCCUGUCUCUAGGCAAUUCUUAAUUUUUGCUCAAAACUAGUGCUGGGCAGCCAUAGCCUACCUCAAAGACAUAAUCUAACCCUUGUUAGAGACAUCCGCGAAGCAACACUGAGAUCCAUUUCCAGGGUCUUGUUUUGUCAGUAUUGCGGGCUAGACAGCCCUGGAUUUCAAAUUUUUCGGAGCUUUUGUACUCCCUAA
Porites evermanni is the source of this 8147-nucleotide messenger RNA. Lineage: Eukaryota; Metazoa; Cnidaria; Anthozoa; Scleractinia; Poritidae. The record is from the annotation of a GenBank genome assembly.